CAACCCAUCUCAUUAUCCCCACAGCCUCGAUGGGAGACCUCAGUCUUGAUUCAAGGGACACCCUUCCAGGGUCCCCCUAUCCUACCAAGAGUCAGGCUUUCGUCAGUUGGGCCUUCCCAAAUUUGGGCCCCCAUUGGAUCCGCGGCAGUAUUUCUCCUGGCUUCCAAGGAAGUGUCACUUCCCCGUUGCUACCUACUGCUGCUCUGUGGAUAUUUGAGGAUAUGGCUAAGAAAGCUGCCGCAUUCCUGUUCCUCACAGUGGCCUUCCUUCAGAUGGCCCUUUGUCAGGAUACAGAAAAGAAGAAGCUCCGUUGUUACUUCUGUGGCUACGAGCAGGCGUGCACAGAGACAUCAGUGCUGUGCCAAGAGGGAGAGAAAUGCAGCACCAUGCUGGGCCACUCAGAUUAUAAAGUGCAUGAGUCCAUCUUCGGAAAGGGCUGCAUCUCAGCCCAAAAGUGCGGCAGUCAGGACAAAAUCACGUACUGGCGCAACCCAUUCCGCGUGACCUACUCCUGCUGUGAUUCUGAUUACUGCAACAAAGAGGUCUUUGGGGCAGGCCACAAGGGCAUCUCUGGGGCAGGCCGCACCUCCCUCACCACCCACCUCCCUUGGCUCUUUGCAGCCACUCUCCUGGCUGCCUUACUCGCCUGCCUCUCCUGAGCACUGGAAACUGCAAGUUCCCUGAAGCAAAUAACCACCAGUCAUGACUGUCUCCUGCCAUAUGCACCAUUUUGGUCGAGAAGCUACUGGAGAAGCAGAGAUCCUGUUGCAAUCCUAAACAGAGUUAUACUUUUCCAAAUCAGUUGAGUUCAUGGGUUUAAAAGGGUGGAAUUCUGCAUAGGACUGCACUGUAAGACGUGCUGAGGUCCUAAGCGAUGUCAAGCUUAAGUAGCUGCAUAACAUUAGCAAUUUUUAGUCCUUUUGCAUUUAGAGAUCCCCUCGUAAUAGGCUUAUCAUUCCCCACCCCAUGCUCCCAUUGCUCACUUCUGCUUGAAGCAGAAGUAGGGUGUGCAUGUAUGGAUUUUUAAAAAGGCGGUGGCUUGUGUGUCGUUGCUGGGGAAAACACAGAACUGACAGCAGGGAAACUAUGGUUUUGCCAUAGUUUCUGGUGAUUCCUACAGCUACCCAUCAUCAUUUCUGGGUUUCCCUCGGAAGUGAUAUAAUGAUGCAUGUGGUGCUGUCCUCCACCAUGUCCCCACCCCCCAAGCCUCCUGCUGGUUGCCACGCUCAGCCCAGCAAUCCUACCUCAUAAUUUGAAACCCUAAACUGUAGCUUAUUUAGCUUGUGCCUAAAUAUAGUUCUUCGUACUGGCUAUGAUGACAGUACAGUGUCAUCAUAGCCAGUAUUAUAAUUUAUCUGAAUUUCUACCCUGUCUCUAGACCCAUAUGACAACCCACAAAACCACUACCACUUAAACAAUUUGGAAAUCAUUUUUAAACUUGAGUACCAGGAAUUUUCUUGUAAAAUUCUGACUUCCAAGCCUAUCAACUGUUGGGAGGGCUGUGGGUGGUUACAAGGAUGUGUGUGUGACAUUGGUGAUGUUGCAGAUGUCACUAGUAACUUCUGGGUACAACCAUAGAGUUUCUGUUGAUUCCUAGAGCUACCCUUUGUCAUUUCUGGAUUGUGUCUGGAAGUGACAUAGUAACAUCAGCAACAUCGCUGUUUAUAUUUUAUUUUUUUCUGCUGCCACAUGGAGUAGUGGCAGGAGAUUAAGCUUGCCAGUGGAAGGCCUCCUGCCAUACUGGGGGGCCUGGCAAGCCUACUGCUAUGUGAAUGCUUUUAACUGGAGAUGCCAAGCAAUAGGACUUGCACCUCUGGGGGUUUCUCGGUCAAAGUAUGUUUGAACCAGCAACCUUCUACAUGUAAAGUAUGUGCUCUACCACUGAGCCACAGCUCUUUCAAGUUAUUGCAAUUGUAAGCAUUGGAUAAAUUAUUUUUUUUAUAUGCAUCCAUGGAACCCACCCUUUCAUUAUAUUCUAUUACUGAAAUAGGAAGGCCUUGGGGGGGCGUUCUUCUGUACAUACUGAACUGAUGCCCCUCACUAAUGCCUGACAGCAGUGGACCCAAAGUCACCUACAGUGCAGUCCCUUGCAUAUUUUUUAGCCUGUUGGCUUCAAUGGUCCUGGAAGGGUGUGACUGCUCAAGACUGUACUGCUAAUGAGCAUCAUGGCUGAGAGGCAAUUUGAACUCAGGUCCUUACAGCCAAGUCAAAUGCUAAAAUCACUGCAUAGGGUUGCCUGUGGUUUUACUUCCCUUGCUCAUGGGCUUGCAUCAGCAGCUUGAUCUGCAGGCAUUGUGUGAUUUUGCUUACCUCCUUGCCAUGGAAAGCUUCCACUGCAGGACUGUUAAGGGCACAGCAACAGGUCAUGCUCUUUUUAAAUAUCUGAUUACUUGGCAAAAUUACAUAUGCUAUCUGGCGUGUCCAGGGAGGGUGGCAGGUUCUUGGGAUUCCUAUCUGUACCCCUGCACUCAUCUUCUGAAAUGUAUACAGUUAUUGUAAUGUUUUGUAAAUAUCAUUCCUUGUGAAGAAACUGUUAGUGCACUGAUAUCAGAGGUAGGUCUAGUUCUGUUUACCUGUCUAUGAUUAUCGAUUAAAAUGUUAAACAAUUA
This is a messenger RNA of Eublepharis macularius, 2609 nucleotides long. RefSeq lists its product as uncharacterized. The coding region runs from base 30 to 659 and encodes 209 amino acids. Gene Ontology annotation, cellular component: membrane. Lineage: Eukaryota; Metazoa; Chordata; Lepidosauria; Squamata; Eublepharidae. The transcript has 4 exons. The record is from RefSeq and is a predicted model, not a curated record. Gene Ontology annotation, molecular function: transmembrane receptor protein serine/threonine kinase activity.